Molecule: messenger RNA, 957 nt
Organism: Drosophila novamexicana
Lineage: Eukaryota; Metazoa; Arthropoda; Insecta; Diptera; Drosophilidae
Exons: 2
Coding region: 52-957 (301 amino acids)
Source: RefSeq, a predicted model, not a curated record
CAAAUCAACACCGCGCGCAGGAAAGUAGGCAACAGUUUUUUGUUGCGCACCAUGGAAAUGGAUGUCAAUCGCCAGACACGGCACAAUGCCAACCUAAUGACCAUAUCCGCCCGCUGUUGUGCCAACAACAAUGCAACAACAGAAACAAUAGCAGCAGCAGCAGCAACAACAACAACAGCAACUUCGCCUGUAGCAAGCGGCUGCUGCGGCAUCUUGAGUCGCCUGUUCUGCGUUAGCCGUCACAAGGCAACGCAGUCGGUGGCAGGAACCGAGUGCAGCCACAGCGAGUCACUGUUCAUGCAACGUAAAGCACUGACAACACAGCCGGCAGUGCAACGACGUCGACGCACGCCACAGGAAAUCUACUUCGAGAGUCGCGGUAAAUCCUGCAAGAAGCUAUUGAAAUUCAAUGGUAAUUCCAAUAAGAUAUUGCUGUAUCCGGAGGAGGGCUGGGCGCGCACCGCCUCCUCCAGCUACUGGACCAUCACGCCCUGCUGGUGGCAGCCGAAUCGUUGUCGCAUUGUCGAAUGCGCUGGCACGCAACGGCAGGCGACCAAGGCCAGGAUGUUGCCCAUGGAGCAGCAGGGCUCGCUGCUGAUUGCCGGACACUUUCGCAGGCCGUCAAUAACAGCGACAGGCGGUGCUGCAACAGCGCCAACAACAGCAGCAACAACGGCUGCAACAACAACGGGUGGUGGAACAACAUCAGCAGGCGGGGCUGCUGCUGGCGCAAAUGGCAGGGCGCAGUCAAAGUCCAAAUCACAGCUGGCAUACAAUGAUGAGUUUAAACUGUAUCUGACAUCAAACAUAUCGAUGGAGGACUACAACAUGGGCUACUGUCUAACUGGCUUCGUCGAGCGUCGCUGCCAGCUGACAAACACCUUUCAAAUGACGCACUUCGCAGUUAUUAAGCGGCAAUGGCCGCCGCCGUCCAAUCUCAGCAGCAGCAGCACAUAG